AUGCGCCCCAAGAUGCCCAAGAAGCCGCGCCGCCGCUGCCGCAUCAAGCUCGAGCCGGGGACGCGCCCCAUGGCCACGCGCAGCCUCACCAAGGCCAAGAAGAGCCUGGACGACCUCCUGGCCAGCGCCAGCGCCAGCACCACUACGCCCCCUGCCCCUUGCUCCUGCGCGUGCAAGGCUUCGAACGUCGCCUCCAAGCCGGUCGCCCCCAAGCCUGUGGCCCCCAAGCCUGAUCCAGCGCCUCGCAAGGCUUCAACCGCUGCCCCCAAGCCUGUGACCCCCGAGCCUGAGCCGGCAGCUCCCGCGCCUGCGGCUCCAGGGCAAACUCCGCACACGCACAAGAUGCCAGAGCUCGCCGCCCUGAUUGUCGCUGCGCUGGAUGCCAACGCCCCGGAGCUUUCUAUUGCGUCAACUGCAACUGUCACUGCGUCUGUUGCUGCUGCUGCAACGUCAACUGCACCAGCCAUCGCGGCGCCUGAUUCGCCCAUCAAGGAGGAGCCUCCUCCGAGAGCUUCCACGCCGUCGGCAACUACGCUAGCGUUGUCCUCGCCGACGAUGUCUCCGUCGUCGAAGGAGAUCCAGCGCAAGCGCCGCAAGCGCGAGACCAUCAAGCUCCCCGACAAUAUCUGCGUGAGUGGGAAGGAGCUCAAGCGACUCAAAAACCGCAUCGCCGUCAACCGCCUGCGCGAGCGCACGCAGAAGGACGUGCGCGAGAUGGAGGAGCAGCUGGAGUGGUACAAGGAGCGCUGCGAGUUCCUGGAGGCGCUGGUGUCUUGCUGCUCCAUGUGCGCGAGCCUCCGGUCCAUGCGCUUCGGCGACAUCGAGCUGCUGCCGGCGGACAAGGAGAUCGCGGUCAAGAGGGAGCUGAGGCCAGACAAACAGGAUGAAGACGCGCUGGCCGACGGCUGCAGCGAGCCGCCCAUGCUCUCGGAGGAGGAGAUCGUCGUGCUCUCCAAAGCGCUCAACUGUUGA
Messenger RNA from Phytophthora sojae, 972 nucleotides. RefSeq lists its product as hypothetical. The coding region runs from base 1 to 972 and encodes 323 amino acids. Gene Ontology annotation, molecular function: DNA-binding transcription factor activity. Gene Ontology annotation, biological process: regulation of DNA-templated transcription. The transcript has a single exon. The record is from RefSeq and is a predicted model, not a curated record. Lineage: Eukaryota; Oomycota; Peronosporomycetes; Peronosporales; Peronosporaceae.